Molecule: messenger RNA, 1370 nt
Organism: Diospyros lotus (date-plum)
Lineage: Eukaryota; Viridiplantae; Streptophyta; Magnoliopsida; Ericales; Ebenaceae
Product: probable calcium-binding protein CML44
Exons: 2
Coding region: 254-727 (157 amino acids)
Molecular function (GO): calcium ion binding
Source: RefSeq, a predicted model, not a curated record
CCGGUGAUGGAUCUAUGAGCUCUGCAGACUUGCUUGAAGUAAAUAAAGAUCUCCACAUCCUUGUCUUCCUCAAGGAAGUUAAACUUUCUAUUGUUGGUCUUUUUAUAUAAAUAAAUGUAUAUGUAUAGCCCCUUGAAACCUAAAUUAAACGUCUUUUUUUCUUUGUCUACUUCAACAAUUCUUCUUCCUGGAAAUUUCCUGCAAUCUUUCAAGGCUCCAAGAUUUUGAUUCAAGGAUUGCAUGCGUCGGCGCCAUGUCUGCUCUCAACUCCGACGACUUGAACCGGAUUUUCGACCGGCUAGACCUGGACGGCGACGGCUUCGUGAGCAUCGACGAGCUGAAAUGGCUUCUGGAGAGAAUAGGCGUGCACGCAUGCCUGGAAGAGCUGGCGCCGCUUGUUGGGCAGGCCAAGCUGGACCGCAUUGACUUCGUGUUGUUCUACGACUCCAUUAUUAUCCGGCGAAGCUCUGAUGAGGAGGAAGACGAGGGCGCGGGCGAGGAGGAAGACGACGGCGUGGAGAGCGAUCUGGCGAAGGCGUUCAAGGUGUAUGACCUGAACGGCGACGGCUACAUUUCAUGCGAGGAGCUUCAGAGCGUGCUGUCGAGAUUAGGGUUGUGGAAUGAGCAUUGCGGGAAGGAUUGCAGGAGCAUGAUCAGCAAGUUCGAUACCAAUUCGGAUGGGGUGCUUGAUUUUGAAGAGUUCAAGAACAUGAUGUUUCUUUCCUAGUCGUGAAUAAUGGAUUUCUCUUGUAAAAAUUAUUAAAACCAAAACAAAACUUAGCUUCACAAUUUCAUUUUUUGUUUUUAAUUUUAGACUGAACGUUUAAUUUUAUCUAUUGAGACAUCUAACUUUUCUUUUUGUUUCUAUUCUAAACUACCGUUUGCUACCCUUAUAUUUUAGCUCUAAUUGUUGAAGUAGCAAGCUAUGUCAAAUAACUUGGUUGAUAAGGUGACAAGAUAUAUAGAUGUUGAAUCGAUGCUUGAUUAGAACUUUAUCUGUUAAACAAAGCUAUGUUGGGUUUUGCCGCGUUUAUAAGGCAUCAAGUUUUUGUUGCAUCGUCAACCAAGCCAUCGAAUUAACAUAGCUCGUUACGUCAACAAUUAGCCAUAAAAUGUAGCGGCAAUAAACGAUAGUUUAAAAUAAAAAUAAAAUUAAAGUUGAAUUACCCAAUCAAUAAAAUUAAAAAUAGAAUCGAAGUUUAGAUAUAAUUUUUGAUAAUUUACCCUAAAAUGAAUCAUCUUGUCCUGGUUUAUGAACAUUUGUAAAGAUGACUGUGUGGAGCAUAAAGUCUGGAUUGUGCUUGGUGUAGUUCAUUAAUGCAUGGUUGUUAUUGUAGAGUUGCAGAAAUGAAGUUUAGAGAGAAGAAAGA